Molecule: messenger RNA, 2480 nt
Organism: Gossypium raimondii (Peruvian cotton)
Lineage: Eukaryota; Viridiplantae; Streptophyta; Magnoliopsida; Malvales; Malvaceae
Exons: 18
Coding region: 337-1842 (501 amino acids)
Biological process (GO): mitotic spindle assembly; regulation of mitotic spindle organization; activation of protein kinase activity
Cellular component (GO): nuclear microtubule; mitotic spindle
Molecular function (GO): microtubule binding; protein kinase activator activity
Source: RefSeq, a predicted model, not a curated record
ACAAAAACAAAAACAAAAACAAAAACGAGCAUACCUCACGGUCGUCAGUCCUGGAGUUCUUCACUGCAGUAGCUUGUACCUUACGCUAUGGAUGUGUUGUCCUUUGCUUCCUUUCUCGAGUUAAAAUUUAUUUUGCUUUGAAUGCCACGGUGAAGCUGUCGUCAUCGCCGUUGUGGAUCAUCCUCGCCGUUUCCGAUAUUUAUAGGCUCUCUAAGGGGAAAUCGGUUUCAAAUUAACGGUGAAAAUGGCGGCAGAGUGUAGUUCUCGGUGGUUCAAGUGAAGUUAGAGCGGCAUUGUAGAGAAGAGACCGGGAGUGAGCUUUGGAAGGAGAGAGAGAUGGAAGAGGAGAUGGAGAUAGAACCAGUGUUCGAGGUGAGUGAGGUUGAUCUGGAUUACGAGUUUGAUGCGGCUCAGUUCUUCGAUUUCACGCGUGAGGAGUCGCCGUCGGAGGCUAGCGACGCCGAGCGUUGGUUCGAAUCGGCACCGAGUUAUCCUCCUUCUCCUUUUGUGACGAAGUUAGUCUUAGGAGAGGGGAGUCUCCUGGAAAAUGUGACUACACCUGUAAAAUGCAAAGAAGUGGAUGAUAUUGGCAGAUUACGAGAAGAUGAUUCAGAAUUGGAAUUUUCAUCUAUGGAUGCCAGUAAGAGAGUUAAUAUUGAAGAGCCGUGGAGCUUGUUUCCGCAAUUAAGAGAUCCUUUGAGGCGCGCUUGUGCUUCUACUGGCAAUUUUAUGAAGCAUGAGGGAUCUAAUGGAGGGAUCUUCACCAGUAUACAGAAAGUUUUACUAAAGGUUCUGAAUCGACCGUUUCAAUUAACUACAGGCUUGACAACCAGCAAUAAUAUACCCGAUGAUAAGCCAAAGGCUGAAUCUAAUGUCACAAAACUGUUUAUGCCAAGGAGCUCCACCCUUAUGAAACCUACUGCAAGUCGGUUAGCCAAACAAAAUUGCCCCCCUCAAGUUGCUUCAACGAGAUUUAAGAAGUUACAGGUGCCAAACAGUGACAGAAGCUUAGUUCACUCUUCUGGCGUUGGUAGUCAAGCUGCCAAGAGGCAGAAGCUAGAGGGAGGUCUCACACAUAAGGUUAAUGAGGUGAAGCAGCAAACUACCUUUGUCCACAAGGUGCCUAAAAAGGAUGUAACUGCAGAUAGAAACACUAUCAAUAUCAAGCCAAAACUUACCAUUCCAAGGGAACCUGCACUUCGAACAGCCCACAGGGCUCAAAGAGUACUGCCUAAGAAUGGUACAAAACAAGAGCAUGUUUCAUCUGCCAUGCAUAAAUUCAAAGCACGCCCAUUGAAUAGAAAAAUUCUCGAGGCUCCUUCAUUGCCUCUUCCAAAGAAGAGUGUUCCAAAAUUACCAGAGUUUCAAGAGUUUCACCUAAAGACAUCAGAAAGGGCUGUGCAACUGCCAUCAUCUGUAUCAUCCUCUUCGUUUCAAACAAAUGAUUAUGAUAAGGGGUUUGUGAAACCUUGUACUAAUUCAACUAAUCGCAAUGGAACUAGAGAAGUCAGAAGGUUGGAUUCCUGUGACACAAAUUACAACAUCAAAGCUCACCUUUUGAAUAAGAAGAUAUUUUCCGGUAAAGGAGAUCUUGGUGUUUCCAAAAACAUAAAAAAGGAAACCACAGCGCCAAUGGAAUAUAAAAUCCGUGGAGAAAGGAGGGUUCCGCAAAAUCCACCCAUAGAACUUUUUAGUAAGCUGUCUCUUACAUCUGAACUACAGCCAAGUAAUGGAUCUCAGAUGAAGGUGCCUUGUCCUACUUUUAUAUCUACAAAGGGCUUAAAAGAAAAUAGAUUGAUUUCUUUCCAGCCAGAACACGAGGGCUUCCAUUCUGCCUUUUAAGCAGAUGAUGAUGCAUUUGGCAAAAGAGAAACUACUUGUGUUUGGCUGAAGAAACAUUCAGUUCGCUAGUGAUGGUUGCAUGACUGAAGUUGUUAAUCAAUCGAGCAUCAGGUAUGUUCGGGUCGUUAACUUUGUAUCGUUUCAUCUUUCGUUCGUGAUCGUGAAAUUUAUACAUGGAGAUAAUGCAGGAGCUUUGGCAUCAGCUUUAAGUAAGAUGGACGUCUAAGAUUCUGCUAUAUAUGAAAUUUGUGCAUAAUUUUUUUCAACCCCCCCACUCCCCCACCACCAAAAAAAAAAAAAAGCUAUCUUGCUCCGUAUUCAUAAGUCACAAGCACAUAGUAGAGUAAAAACAUUACACAUUGUUCAGCCAAACAGGCCAUCAUACAUCCUUCGACUUCAAUUUUGCAGUUCUUUCCUUCAGAAACUUUCCCUCGGUGCUCUUUGCAAAUUUGUACAUUGUUUUAUCUUAUAUCCUGUGUUGUAAUGUUCAAGGUUCAAGCUCAGGCUAGGCGAUUGAGCUUGAGCUUGAGCUUGGAUUAGACUUGUCAUUUGGGUGGGUUAAGUUAAUUUCGAUUUCAGAACUCUUGGGUCAUUUUAUAGUAACACAAAUUAAAAUAAAAAUUUAAAUAAUUACAUCA